Ceratotherium simum simum (southern white rhinoceros) is the source of this 1837-nucleotide messenger RNA. It is a transcript of the gene KRT82, whose product is annotated as keratin 82. Gene Ontology annotation, cellular component: keratin filament. Gene Ontology annotation, biological process: keratinization; intermediate filament organization. NCBI's taxonomy places the organism in Eukaryota, Metazoa, Chordata, Mammalia, Perissodactyla, Rhinocerotidae. The record is from RefSeq and is a predicted model, not a curated record. Gene Ontology annotation, molecular function: structural constituent of skin epidermis.
UCAGCCCUCCAUCCCCCUACCAGAUAUAAGGGUGGAAGCCAAGCUGCCUCGAUAACUCAGCCUCCCGUGCUCCCCACCAGGCCCAGUCUCUCUGCCUCUCUCCGGCCAUGUCGUGCCGCUCCUUCCAGCAGGCUUCCAGCUGUGGCAGUCGGAGCUUCAGCUCCAGCUCGGCCAUCCUCCCGCGGGUGGUCACCCACUACCCAGCGAGCAAGGGGCCAUGCCGGCCCGGGGGCAGUGCGGGCUUCCAUGCCCUGGGCUGCCUCGGCUCUCGGAGCCUGUGCAAUGUGGGCUUUGGGAGGCCUCGGGUCGCCUCCAGGUGCGGCCUGCCUGGCUUCGGGUACCGACUGGGGGCCGCCUGUGGGCCUUCUGCCUGCAUUGCCCCUGUCACCAUCAACGAGAGCCUGUUGGUCCCGCUGGAGCUGGAGAUUGACCCGACCGUUCAGAGGGUGAAGAGGGACGAGAAGGAGCAGAUCAAGUGCCUCAACAACCGGUUUGCAUCCUUCAUCAACAAGGUCCGGUUCCUGGAGCAGAAGAACAAGCUGCUGGAGACCAAGUGGAAUUUCCUGCAGCAGCAGAGGUGCUGCCAGAGCAACAUCGAGCCCAUCUUCGAGGCCUACAUCUGCACCCUCCGGAGGCAGCUGGACUGCGUGGCCGGGGACCGGGCCAGGCUGGAGUCAGAGCUCUGCAGCCUCCAGGACGCACUGGAGGGCUACAAGCAGAAAUACGAAGAGGAGCUCUCCCUGCGGCCCUGCGCUGAGAAUGAGUUUGUUGCCUUGAAGAAGGACGUGGACACGGCCUUCCUGACGAAGGCUGACCUGGAGACCAACGUGGAGGCUCUGGUCCAGGAGAUCGACUUCCUGAAAAGCCUGUAUGAGGAGGAGAUCUGCCUGCUCCAGUCUCAGAUCUCGGAGACCUCGGUCGUUGUGAAGAUGGACAACAGCCGGGAGCUGGAUGUGGACGGCAUCAUCGCCGAGAUCAAGGCCCAGUAUGAUGAAAUCGCCAGCCGCAGCAAAGCGGAAGCAGAGGCCUGGUACCAGUGCCGGUAUGAGGAGCUGAGGCUGACAGCUGGGAACCACUGUGACAAUCUCCGGAACCGCAAGAACGAGAUCCUGGAAAUGAACAAGCUGAUCCAGCGGCUGCAGCAGGAAACUGAGAAUGUCAAAACCCAGCGCUGCAAGCUGGAGGCCGCCGUGGCCGAGGCCGAGCAGCAGGGCGAGGCGGCCCUCAGUGACGCCCGCAGCAAGCUGGCCGGGCUGGAGGAGGCCCUGCAGAAGGCCAAGCAGGACAUGGCCCUGCUGCUGAGGGAGUACCAGGAGGUGCUGAACUCCAAGCUGGGCCUGGACAUCGAGAUCGCCACCUACAGGCGCCUGCUGGAGGGCGAGGAGCACAGGCUGUGCGAAGGCAUUGGGCCCGUGAAUAUCUCCGUGAGCAGCUCCAAAGGCGCCGUCCUGUACGAGCCAUGUGUGGUCAGCACGCCCUUGCUGAGGACCGAGUUCUGCACAGGGGGCACCAGUGUCCUUAAGAGCAGUGGGGGCUGCAGCAUUGUGGGCGCCGGGGAAUUCUACAUCCCCUGCGAGCCCCAGGGGCUCCUGGGCUGUGGGGGCAGGCGGAACUCCAGCGUGAAGCUAGGGGCUGGGGGCGGCUCCUCCUGACACAAGUGUUAGCACAGCCCCCGAGGCUGGAAGCCCAGGGAUAGGGCUCCAGCCCCCAGCCUGGAUGGUGUCCCCCCAUCAGGGCUGAAGACAAGGAUAUUCCAAACGCCCACCUUCCUGUACUGACCCCAGGUGUCCCUGGGGUUCUCACUGGGAGCUGCCCCUCGGGCCCAUCCAUAUCUUCA